AUAUAUAUAUAUAUAUAUAAGUGACACCCAAUGAAAUGGUGCCACAUGGAAGUCACUCUUGUAUGCCUCAAAGGCGGUUAGCCAACCAAUGUCAUGACUUUUUGAUGAUUUCUCAUUUAUUUUAUUAAUUAAGCUUUUUGUCUUUUAUGGUGACAUUAUAGAAAAAGUCACCAAUGGCAGUGAAACUCUUCUUUCUCACUUUUGUACCUUACUUCGGAUCUAAUCACUCUUUCUUCACAUUAAAUCUCACCGCCGAUUAAGGAUGAUGGCCAGAAGAGCUGUUGUUUCUGCAAUUGAUCUCAUUCAUCGAAGACGAUUUCUCAAUCGAUGGUCGCAGCAUCAAUCGGGUAUUCUCUCUCCUCUGUUCUCUCUCUUCUCUUCCGAGGCUUUUCAACCUAAGCGGUCUAGAAUCGAUUUCAGUUGUGUUAAAGAAGUAGACGAUGUUAUUGAAUUGUUUCAUAAAAUAAAGAGUAUGCGUCCAGAGCCUUCUGUUCGCCUGUAUAACAAACUCAUGAGUGUUAGUGUAACGAUUGAGCAGUACUCUUUUGCCCUUGAUGUGUUCGGUGAAAUGCUUAGGAUGGGUGUCCCGGUUAAUGAUUACACAAUGAGUAUUGCUGUCAACUGUUGUUGUCUCUUGAAAGAUAUAAACUUUGGUUUUUGUAUAAUGGGAUUCUUUCUCAAGAGAGGUCACGAACCAGAUGUCGUGACUUUCGGCACUCUCAUAAAAGGGUUAUUCUUAGUUAAUAAGGAGGCUGAAGCCGUGAAACUGUUCGAAAAGAUUUUGGAUUUAAAACUUUGUGAGCCCAGUGAUGUUAUGAUUCUGCAUGUGACUGAUGGGCUAUGCAAAGCUGGACAGGUCAUUGAAGCCCAUGAUUGGCUUCAUAGAUUAGAAAGUAGUGGAUGGAGUCCCAACGUUUACGCUUAUAGUGCACUAAUUGAUGGAUUUUGCAAUGGUGGAAUGGUGGACAAUGCCUUCAAGGUUCUAACCAAAAUGGUUGGGAAGGGUAUUUUACCUGACAUUGUUGCUUAUAAUACCAUGAUUAAUGCAUACUGUAAGGAAGAAAAGAUGGAAGCGGCUGAAAAUAUGUUGGAAAUAAUGAUGCAACAAAAAAUUUGUCCCGAUGUCUUCACUUUUUCUUCGCUUAUUGAAGGGUUGUGCCUGAAGGGUGAAAUCGAAAGAGCGAAACAGUUACUUGAUUCCAUGGUAGAGAGAGGCCUUAAACCUGAUAUUGUUAACUAUAGCACCUUGCUAAAUGGAUAUUGCAAGAAAGGAAGCUUGGAUGAAGCUUGGCUUAUUUUUCUUGAAAUUCGCGAUAAAGGUCUCAAGCAUGAUGUGCAAACUUAUAGUACAUUAUUGGAUGGGUUGUUGAAGCGUGGGAUGGUUGAUGAAGCUCUGCUUCUGCUGUCCGAGAUGGUGGAGAAGGGUAUCUCGCCUGAUGUUGUCACAUGCAACAUAUUGAUAGAUGGAUGUUGUUCGCAGGGCGAGAUGGUUAGAGCUAGAGAGCUCUUCAAUUCAAUGCCAAGGACAGGGAUCAAGCCCAAUAUAUUCACCUACAAUAUCUUGAUCAAGGGAUACUGCAAGGUGGGAAACCUUGAUGAAGCGUGGUGUUUCUUUGAUGAAAUCUCGCAUGUAGGUCUCAAACACUCAAUUGUGUCAUACAACACGAUUGCGCACGGGCUAAUACGCCAAAGAAGUUUUUUAGAUGGCUGGAAGGUUUUCCAAGAUAUGGAAGCUCAGAAUCUACAUCCGAAUCUCUACACCUACACCAUCAUAUUGGAUGGCUUGUGUAGGAUCUGUCGGAUUAAUGAGGCGUUGGCAUUUCUUAGGGUGAUGGAGGCGAAAGGCAUGAAUCCUGAUAUAGUUUUGUACAGUGUUCUGAUCAAUGGCAUGUGUAGGGGCCGAAGACUUGAUGAAGCUAUAAGGCUCUUCAACCAUCUCCCUUCCAAGGGCUUAAAUCCGAACGUACAAAUCUACAACAUGAUGCUCGACUCCCUCUACCAUGAAGGGCGCGAAGGGGAGGCUAGGAGGUUGAUGGAGGAGAUGGAGAGGAGUGGCUGCACGCCUGAUGGCGUGACGUUCAACAUUAUUGUGUGGAAUCUGGUGAAGAGCAAAAGGGUGCAUGAGGCGAUUCCUUUCUUAGAGGAGAUGUGCAGGAGAGGAUUCGAGGUUAAUUCCAAUAUCAUUUCUUCUUUGCUUGAUGAACUAAGAAUAGAAGAAGGUAAAGAUGAGAAAUUGCAAGAGAUUGUUGAGAAAGUUUGUGCUCAAAAUUAAGAGGGGUAUAUUACAAGGGAGCAAUCUGCAAUUCUUGGCUAAGGAGGACACAGCUGCAAACUACAAGAAAAGAAGCUCAACUAACUGCUUCUCAGCUGACAACUUUGAAGCUUGAUGCUGCGGUUCCAGCUGAUCUUCAACGGCCAAGAUUUCUUCCUGCUUGUAGUAUAUAUACUGUAUAUUUCAGUUACACAUUCAAUAAAAAUUUUGUAUGUCUGUGAGUGAGAAGAAAAAUACAGCAGAAAGAAAGAGAGAAAAGAGAGUGCAGUGCCUUAGUUGAAGAAGGUCUGCAGAUUUCUUGUAAUUGUGCAGUGUAUUUGUUGUUGUUGAUUAGUGAAGUUGAGGGCUCUGCAGUGGAUUUAGAUCAUAUUGAUCAAACCACUUAAAUC
Messenger RNA from Salvia miltiorrhiza (redroot sage), 2661 nucleotides. RefSeq names its product pentatricopeptide repeat-containing protein At1g12620-like. Lineage: Eukaryota; Viridiplantae; Streptophyta; Magnoliopsida; Lamiales; Lamiaceae. The transcript is spliced from 2 exons. Gene Ontology annotation, molecular function: protein binding. The coding region runs from base 263 to 2272 and encodes 669 amino acids. The record is from RefSeq and is a predicted model, not a curated record.